This is a messenger RNA of Schizophyllum commune H4-8, 992 nucleotides long. RefSeq lists its product as uncharacterized. The record is from RefSeq and is a predicted model, not a curated record. Lineage: Eukaryota; Fungi; Basidiomycota; Agaricomycetes; Agaricales; Schizophyllaceae. The transcript is spliced from 2 exons. Bases 69 to 992 code for a protein of 307 amino acids.
UUGACAAGUCAUCAAGCCACAGAGACUGACUUUUGACAUUCGUAGGAUUUUUGGCGAGUCUGGACAAGAUGAUGAGCAGAAUCUCGCGGAUCUUCAGUGCCAUGGGGACCCAAAAUGUGAAGUCAUCCAUACGCUUUCACGACCUGAAGCCCGCCCUGCUCGACGAGCUCUUCGCCUGCCUGAGCUCUUCCCGAAUCCCACACCCCCCUUUCAACAAGAACUCCGUCGCAAUCUUCUCUGAAGGUAUCGACGCACUGGGAAUACUUUCAAAUAUAUUUGGCAACACCCUGGAUGCCCCGCCCAGCUUCCAUGACAUGCUCCUGUGGCGGCUGCCCGAUGUGUGGCCUUGGAUCGCGGCACUGAACCCUCUCACGGGAAACUUGGCGGAGGGUGAUGCGUCUUCAGGGGAGAUCCCUCGAUGUAGCUUAUACGCAGAUGGGCGCAUUGAGAUGUCGCUGAUGCACCGAAUGAUGGUCAUCAUCAUGUUUCUUGGACCCUUCAUCGCCAACCCGCGGGGUGGACUGGUGCUAGCCGUCAUACCCGACGCCGCGGAAGAUCUCCUAGGCCUCAUCGCUCACGAAGCUCCACCCUGUGAUCUAAUGCCCUCCAUGCAUCACCGUCUCCUCUUCGUCUUCUCCGAAUUACUCCAGCAUAAGGACCCGACAGUCGCUCGACACUUCCGGACGGCGAUGGAGACGUUUGACGACCGAUACCCCGGAAAGCUUCUCCUCACCACUGCGGGACGUCUGACGUGGUUCUAUCGCGCCGAGUUCGAGGAUAGAGAGAAUUUCGGCCUCGUCGAGGGAUACGCGAGGCUCUUCAACUCAGAGUUUCUCAGCAGGCCGCGCACUAUCGAGAACCUCAGACAGUCCACCGAGAAUCCCAUUAUGUCCAUCUCAGGACAUAUCUUCCAGGCUCCGUUGAUGGGCAGGGGCCAAUUGGAAUGGUGGCAGGUUUGGCUCCUUACAAGCUUUAUGCUAUAUCUCUUUUAA